CCGGGGUUUUUUCCGAACAGAAAAAAAGCUCCAGAGCUCCCCUGACCUCCUUUCUCCUCGGCGGGAGCGGACCUCUCCCUCGGCGCUGCCGACCAGCCAUGCCGCGCUCGCGAGGACCGAAGCCGGGGCGCUGCGGCUGCCCCGCGGGGAGGGCUCGCAGCGAAGCCGGGAUUUCGGCGCUCGUACCGGGCGUGGGGAGCCGCUGGGGCCGCCCGCCGCCGCCGCCAACGCCGCCGCCGCUGCUGCUGCUGCUGAGCUGGGGGCUGCUCAGCGCCUCGGCCGCCGCGGGCCAGAACUGCACGUUCCAACUGCAGGGUCCCAAUGGGACAGUUGAGAGCCCAGGGUUCCCAUACGGCUACCCCAAUUACGCCAACUGCACGUGGACCAUCACCGCUGAGGACCAGCACCGGAUCCAGCUCGUCUUCCAGUCCUUCGCCCUGGAGGAGGACUUCGAUGUUCUGUCGGUGUUUGAUGGCCCACCCCAGCCAGAGAACCUGCGAACCAGGCUCACAGGCUUUCAGCUGCCAGCCACCAUCGUCAGCGCGGCCACCACCCUCUCUCUGCAUCUCAUCAGUGACUACGCAGUCAGUGCGCAGGGCUUCCGCGCCAGCUAUGAAGUGCUCCCAAGUCACACGUGUGGAAACCCUGGGCGGGUGCCCAACGGCAUCCAGCAGGGCUCCACCUUCAACCUGGGCGACAAGGUCCGCUACAGCUGCAACCCCGGCUUCUUCCUGGAGGGCCACGCCAUCCUCACCUGCCACGCGGGCUCCGAGAGCAGUGCCACGUGGGACUUCCCCCUGCCCUCCUGCAGAGCGGAUGAUGCCUGUGGUGGGACCCUGAGGGGCCAGAGCGGCAUCAUCUCCAGCCCCCACUUCCCCGCGGAGUACCACAACAAUGCCGAUUGCACAUGGACCAUCCUGGCCGAGCUGGGAGACACCAUCGCUCUGGUCUUCAUUGACUUCCAGCUUGAGGACGGUUAUGACUUCCUGGAAGUCACGGGGACCGAAGGCUCCUCCCUCUGGUUCACCGGAGCCAGCCUCCCAGCCCCUGUCAUCAGCAGCAAGAACUGGCUGCGGCUGCACUUCACCUCGGAUGGCAACCACCGACAGCGUGGCUUCAGUGCCCAGUACCAAGUCAAGAAGCAAAUCGAGUUGAAGUCUCGAGGUGUGAAGCUGAUGCCCAGCAAAGAUAGCCAGAAGACAUCUGUGUUAACUCAGAUUGGUGUGUCCCAAGGGCAUAAUAUGUGUCCAGACCCUGGCAUACCUGAAAGGGGCAAAAGACUAGGCUCGGAUUUCAGGUUAGGAUCCAGCGUCCAGUUCACCUGCAACGAGGGCUAUGACCUGCAAGGAUCCAAGCGGAUCACCUGUAUGAAAGUGAGCGACAUGUUUGCGGCCUGGAGUGACCACAGGCCGGUCUGCCGAGCCCGCAUGUGUGAUGCCCACCUUCGAGGCCCCUCAGGUAUCAUCACGUCCCCCAACUUCCCCAUUCAAUAUGACAACAACGCACACUGUGUGUGGAUCAUCACAGCACUCAACCCUGCCAAGGUGAUCAAGCUUGCCUUCGAGGAGUUUGACUUGGAGAGGGGCUAUGACACCCUGACGGUCGGGGAUGGUGGGCAGGACGGGGACCAGAAAACGGUCCUCUACAUCCUGACAGGUACGUCGGUCCCAGAUCUCAUUGUCAGCACCAACCAUCAAAUGUGGCUCCUCUUCCAGACAGACGGCAGCGGCAGCUCCCUGGGAUUCAAGGCCUCUUACGAAGAGAUCGAGCAGGGCAGCUGCGGCGACCCCGGCGUGCCUGCCUACGGCCAGAGGGAAGGCUCUCGCUUUCGCCACGGUGACACCCUCAAGUUUGAGUGCCAGCCUGCCUUUGAGCUGGUGGGGCAGAAGGCAAUCACGUGCCAAAAGAAUAAUCAGUGGUCGGCUAAGAAGCCAGGCUGUGUGUUUUCCUGCUUCUUCAAUUUCACCAGCCCCUCUGGGGUCGUCCUGUCGCCCAACUACCCCGAGGACUACGGCAACCACCUCCACUGCGUCUGGCUCAUCCUGGCCCGGCCCGAGAGCCGCAUCCACCUGGCCUUCAACGACAUCGACGUGGAGCCUCAGUUCGACUUCCUGGUCAUCAAGGAUGGGGCCACCGCCGAGGCCCCAGUGCUGGGCACCUUCUCAGGAAACCAGCUGCCCUCCUCCAUCACCAGCAGCGGCCACGUGGCCCGCCUCGAGUUCCAGACGGAUCACUCCACGGGGAAGAGGGGCUUCAACAUCACCUUCACCACCUUCCGGCACAAUGAGUGCCCGGACCCGGGCAUUCCAGUGAACGGGAAGCGGUUUGGAGACAGCCUCCAGCUGGGAAGUUCCAUCUCCUUCCUGUGUGACGAAGGCUUCCUUGGGACGCAGGGCUCCGAGACCAUCACCUGCAUCCUGAAGGAGGGCAGCGUGGUCUGGAACAGCGCCGUGCUGCGGUGUGAAGCUCCCUGCGGUGGUCAUCUGACUUCGCCGAGUGGCACCAUCCUGUCCCCAGGCUGGCCUGGCUUCUACAAGGAUGCCCUGAGCUGCGCCUGGGUGAUCGAAGCCCAGCCUGGCUACCCCAUCAAAAUCACCUUCGACAGAUUUAAAACCGAGGUGAAUUAUGAUACUCUGGAAGUGCGAGAUGGACGAACAUACUCCGCGCCCUUGAUCGGGGUGUACCAUGGGACCCAGGUCCCCCAGUUCCUCAUCAGCACCAGCAACUACCUCUACCUCCUCUUCUCCACCGAUAAGAGUCACUCGGACAUCGGCUUCCAGCUCCGCUAUGAGACUAUCACCCUGCAGUCUGACCACUGUCUGGAUCCGGGGAUCCCCGUAAAUGGGCAGCGUCACGGAAAUGACUUCUAUGUGGGCGCUCUGGUGACUUUCAGCUGCGACUCGGGCUACACAUUAAGUGAUGGGGAGCCCCUGGAGUGUGAGCCCAACUUCCAGUGGAGCCGGGCCCUGCCCAGCUGUGAAGCCCUCUGCGGUGGCUUCAUUCAAGGCUCCAGCGGGACCAUCUUGUCACCAGGGUUCCCCGACUUCUACCCCAACAACUUGAACUGCACCUGGAUGAUCGAAACAUCGCAUGGCAAGGGUGUGUUCUUCACUUUCCACACCUUCCACCUGGAGAGUGGCCAUGACUACCUCCUCAUCACCGAGAAUGGCAGCUUCACCCAGCCACUGCGGCAGCUGACGGGCUCGCGGUUGCCAGCCCCCAUCAGCGCUGGUCUCUAUGGCAACUUCACCGCCCAGGUCCGCUUCAUUUCCGACUUCUCCAUGUCCUAUGAAGGAUUCAACAUCACCUUCUCAGAAUACGACCUGGAGCCCUGCGAGGAGCCUGAAGUCCCCGCCUACAGCAUCCGGAAGGGCUUGCAGUUUGGUGUAGGCGACACCUUGACCUUCUCCUGCUUCCCCGGGUACCGUCUGGAGGGCACGGCCCGCAUCACGUGCCUGGGGGGCAGACGGCGCCUGUGGAGUUCGCCUCUGCCAAGGUGUGUUGCUGAGUGUGGGAAUUCAGUCACGGGCACUCAGGGCACUUUGCUGUCCCCCAACUUUCCUGCGAACUACAAUAACAACCAUGAAUGCAUCUACUCCAUCCAGACCCAGCCAGGGAAGGGGAUUCAGCUUAAAGCCAGGGCAUUUGAACUCUCUGAAGGCGAUGUCCUCAAGGUCUAUGAUGGCAACAACAACUCUGCCCGUUUGCUGGGGGUAUUCAGCCGCUCGGAGAUGAUGGGAGUGACUUUGAAUAGUACAUCCAGCAGCCUGUGGCUUGAUUUCAUCACCGACACCGAGAACACCAGCAAGGGCUUUGAGCUGCAGUUUUCCAGUUUUGAACUCAUCAAAUGUGAGGACCCGGGAACCCCCCAGUUUGGCUACAAGGUUCACGACGGAGGCCAGUUUGCAGGGAGUUCUGUGUCCUUCGGCUGUGACCCUGGGUACAGCCUGCGGGGCAGCGAGGAGCUGCUGUGUCUGAGCGGGGAGCGCAGGACCUGGGACCGACCUCUCCCCACUUGUGUCGCUGAGUGUGGAGGGACAGUGAAAGGAGAGCUGUUGGGGCAGGUGCUGUCACCCGGUUAUCCAGCUCCCUACGAACACAAUCUCAACUGCAUCUGGACCAUCGAGGCUGAUGCUGGCUGCACCAUUGGGCUCCACUUCCUGGUGUUCGACACGGAGGAGGUCCACGACGUGCUGCGCAUCUGGGACGGGCCCGUGGAGAGCGGGGUCCUGCUGAAGGAGCUCAGCGGCUCGGCGCUGCCCAAGGACCUGCACAGCACCUUCAGCUCGGUGGUGCUGCAGUUCAGCACCGACUUCUUCACCAGCAAGCAGGGCUUUGCCGUGCAGUUCUCAGUGUCCACAGCCACGUCCUGCAAUGACCCUGGGGUCCCACAGAACGGGAGCCGGAGUGGUGACAGUUGGGAAGCUGGUGACUCCACGGUGUUCCAGUGUGACCCUGGCUACGCCCUGCAGGGCAGCGCAGAGAUCAGUUGCGUGAAGAUCGAGAACAGAUUCUUCUGGCAGCCCAGCCCGCCAACAUGCAUCGCUCCCUGUGGGGGAGACUUGACGGGACCCUCGGGAGUCAUCCUGUCUCCAAAUUACCCAGAGCCCUACCCGCCGGGCAAGGAGUGUGACUGGAAGGUGACCGUCUCUCCAGACUACGUCAUCGCCCUGGUAUUUAACAUCUUUAACCUGGAGCCUGGCUAUGACUUCCUUCACGUCUACGACGGGCGGGACUCUCUGAGCCCUCUCAUAGGGAGCUUCUACGGCUCCCAGCUCCCCAGCCGCAUUGAGAGCAGCAGCAACAGCCUCUUCCUCGCCUUCCGCAGCGACGCAUCCGUGAGCAAUGUUGGCUUCGUCAUCGACUACACAGAAAACCCACGAGAGUCAUGCUUUGAUCCUGGUACAGUCAAGAACGGCACACGAGUGGGGUCCGACCUAAAGCUGGGCUCCUCCAUUACCUACUACUGCCACGGCGGCUAUGAAGUGGAGGGCUCAUCAACCCUGAGCUGCAUCCUGGGGCCCGAUGGGAAGCCUGUGUGGAACAACCCCCGGCCAGUGUGCACAGCCCCCUGUGGAGGACAGUAUGUGGGUUCAGAUGGAGUGGUCUUGUCCCCCAACUAUCCCCAGAACUACACCAGUGGACAGAUCUGCCUGUAUUUUGUCACUGUGCCCAAGGAUUAUGUGGUGUUCGGACAGUUCGCCUUCUUCCACACGGCCCUCAAUGACGUGGUGGAGGUGCACGAUGGCCACAGCCAGCACUCCCGACUCCUCAGCUCCCUGUCGGGCACCCAUACAGGGGAAUCGCUGCCCUUGGCCACCUCCAAUCAAGUUCUCAUUAAGUUCAGUGCCAAAGGCCAAACACCAGCCAGAGGCUUCCACUUUGUCUACCAAGCGGUGCCCCGAACCAGCGCCACGCAGUGCAGCUCUGUGCCCGAACCCCGCUAUGGCAAGAGGCUGGGCAGUGACUUCUCCGUGGGGGCCAUCGUCCGCUUCGAAUGCAAUUCCGGCUAUGCCCUGCAGGGGUCCCCAGAAAUCGAGUGCCUCCCUGUUCCCGGGGCCUUGGCCCAGUGGAAUGUCUCAGCACCAGCAUGUGUGGUGCCAUGCGGAGGCAACCUCACGGAGCGCAGGGGCACCAUCCUGUCCCCUGGCUUCCCGGAGCCCUACCUCAACAGCCUCAACUGCGUGUGGAAGAUCAUGGUCCCCGAAGGUGCUGGCAUCCAGAUUCAAGUCAUCAGUUUUGUCACGGAGCAGAACUGGGACUCGCUGGAAGUGUUUGACGGUGCAGACAACACUGUGACUAUGCUGGGGAGCUUCUCAGGAACCACUGUGCCUGCCCUUCUGAACAGCACCUCCAACCAGCUCUACCUUCAUUUCUACUCAGAUAUCAGCGUGUCGGCAGCUGGCUUCCACUUGGAGUACAAAACGGUGGGCUUGAGCAGCUGCCCAGAACCUGCCGUUCCCAGUAACGGGGUGAAAACUGGCGAGCGCUACUUGGUGAACGAUGUGGUCUCUUUCCAAUGUGAGCCGGGAUAUGCUCUCCAGGGCCACGCCCACAUCUCCUGCAUGCCCGGAACCGUGCGGCGCUGGAACUACCCGCCUCCGCUCUGUAUUGCACAGUGUGGGGGAGCAGUGGAGGAGAUGGAGGGGGUGAUCCUGAGCCCCGGCUUUCCGGGCAACUACCCCAGCAACAUGGACUGUUCGUGGAAAAUAGCACUGCCCGUGGGCUUUGGAGCUCACAUCCAGUUCCUGAACUUCUCCACCGAGCCCAACCAUGACUUCAUAGAAAUCCGGAACGGCCCCCACGAGACCAGCCGCAUGAUGGGCAGAUUCAGUGGAAGUGAACUUCCAAGCUCCCUGCUCUCCACGUCCCACGAGACCACCGUGUAUUUUCACAGUGACCACUCCCAGAACCGGCCAGGAUUCAAGCUGGAGUAUCAAGCCUAUGAACUUCAAGAGUGCCCAGACCCAGAGCCCUUUGCCAAUGGCAUUGUGAGGGGAGCUGGCUACAACGUCGGGCAAUCAGUGACCUUCGAGUGCCUCCCAGGAUAUCAGCUGAUGGGCCAACCUGUCCUUACAUGUCAACAUGGCUCCAACCGCAACUGGGACCACCCCUUGCCCAGGUGUGAAGUCCCCUGCGGUGGGAACAUCACCUCUUCCAAUGGCACUGUGUACUCCCCUGGCUUCCCCAGUCCAUACUCCAGCUCCCAGGACUGUGUCUGGCUGAUCACCGUGCCCAUUGGUCAUGGCAUCCACCUCAACCUCAGCCUGCUGCAGACAGAGCCCUCGGGAGACUUCAUCACCGUCUGGGAUGGGCCACAGCAGACAGCUCCGCAGCUCGGAGUCUUCACCAGGAGCUUGGCCAAGAAAGCGGUGCAUAGCUCAACCAACCAGGUCCUGCUCAAGUUCCACCGUGAUGCGGCCACGGGUGGGAUCUUCGCCAUAGCCUUCUCGGCUUAUCCACUCACCAAAUGCCCUCCUCCCACCAUCCUCCCCAAUGCUGAAGUCGUCACAGAGAAUGAAGAAUUCAACAUAGGUGACAUCGUACGCUACAGGUGCCUCCCUGGCUUUACCUUGGUGGGGAAUGAAAUCCUGACCUGCAAGCUUGGAACUUACCUGCAGUUUGAAGGCCCACCCCCAAUAUGUGAAGUGCACUGCCCAGCGAAUGAGCUUCUGACAGACUCCACAGGUGUGAUCCUGAGUCAGAGCUACCCUGGAAGCUACCCUCAGUUCCAGACCUGCUCCUGGCUGGUGAGAGUGGAGCCCGACUAUAACAUCUCCGUCACCGUGGAGUACUUUCUCAGUGAGAAGCAGUAUGAUGAGUUUGAGAUUUUUGAUGGUCCCUCAGGACAGAGUCCUCUGCUGAAAGCUCUCAGUGGGAAUUACUCAGCUCCCCUGAUUGUCACCAGCACAAGCAACUCUGUGUACCUGCGCUGGUCAUCUGACCACGCCUACAACCGGAAGGGCUUUAAGAUUCGGUACUCAGCGCCCUACUGCAGCCUGCCCAGGGCUCCACUCCACGGCUUCCUCCUGGGCCAGACCAGCACCCAGCCCGGAGGCUCCGUCCACUUUGGCUGCAAUGCCGGCUACCGCUUGGUGGGACACAGCAUGGCCAUUUGUACCAGGCAUCCCCAGGGCUACUACCUGUGGAGUGAGGCCGUUCCUCUCUGUCAAGCUCUUUCCUGUGGGCUUCCGGAGGCUCCCAAGCAUGGAAUGGUGUUUGGCAAGGAGUACACCGUGGGGACCAAGGCUGUGUACAGCUGCAGCGAAGGCUACCACCUGCAGGCAGGUGCCGAGGCCACCGCAGAGUGUCUGGAGACAGGCCUGUGGAGCAACCACAACGUCCCUCCCCAGUGUGUCCCUGUGACCUGUCCCGAUGUCGGUGGCAUCGGGGUGGAACACGGCCGAUGGAGGCUCAUCUUUGAGACGCAGUACCAGUUCCAGGCCCAGCUGAUGCUCAUCUGUGACCCUGGCUACUACUACACUGGGCAGAGGGUCAUCCGCUGUCAGGCCAAUGGCAAAUGGAGCCUCGGGAACUCCAUGCCCACCUGCCAAAUCAUCUCCUGUGGAGAACUCCCCAUCCCACCCAAUGGGCACCGCAUCGGGACGCUGUCCGUCUACGGGGCAACAGCCAUCUUCUCCUGCAAUUCUGGGUACACGCUGGUGGGCUCCAGGGUGCGGGAGUGCAUGGCCAACGGGCUCUGGAGUGGCUCUGAAGUCCGCUGCCUUGCCGGACACUGUGGGACCCCUGAGCCCAUUGUCAACGGACACAUCAAUGGGGAGAACUACAACUACCGGGGCAGCGUGGUGUAUCAGUGCAACGCCGGCUUCCGCCUGAUCGGCAUGUCCGUGCGCAUCUGCCAGCAGGAUCACCACUGGUCGGGCAAGACCCCUUUCUGUGUGCUGGUGUCCUGUGGCCAUCCAGGCUCCCCACCCCAUUCGCAGAUGUCCGGGGACAACUAUACCGUGGGGGCAGUCGUGCAUUACAGUUGCACUGGCAAACGGACUCUGGUGGGAAACGCCACCCGCGUGUGUGGGCUAGAUGGACACUGGACAGGCUCCCUGCCACACUGCUCAGGCACCAGCAUGGGGAUUUGUGGUGACCCUGGGAUCCCAGCGCACGGCAUCCGUUUGGGGGAGAGCUUUGCCCCUGGGAGUCUGAUGCGCUUCAGCUGUGAGGCUGGCCAUGUGCUCCGGGGAUCGUCAGAGCGAACCUGCCAGGCCAACGGCUCGUGGAGCGGCACGCAGCCUGAGUGUGGAGUGAUCUCAUGUGGGAACCCCGGGACUCCAAGCAACGCCCGCGUCGUGUUCAGCGAUGGCCUGGUUUUCUCCAGCUCCAUCGUCUAUGAGUGUCGGGAAGGUUACUACGCCACAGGCCUGCUCAGCCGGCACUGCUCCGUCAACGGCACCUGGACAGGCAGUGACCCAGAGUGCACAGUCAUACAGUGUGGUGACCCUGGGGCUCCGGCCAAUGGCCUGCGGCUGGGCAGUGACUUCAGGUACAACAAAACUGUGACAUACCAGUGCGUCCCUGGCUACAUGAUGGAGUCGCAUCGGGUGUCUGUGCUGAGCUGCACCAAGGACCGGACGUGGAAUGGCACCAAGCCAAUCUGCAGAGCCAUCAUGUGCAAGCCGCCUCAGCUCAUCCCCAACGGGAAAGUGGUGGGGUCCGACUUCAUGUGGGGCUCGAGCGUGACGUAUGCCUGCCUGGAGGGGUACCAGCUCUCCCUGCCCGCGGUGCUCACCUGUGAGGGAAACGGAUCCUGGACCGGAGAGCUGCCUCAGUGUUUCCCUGUGUUCUGCGGAGAUCCUGGGGUCCCGGCCCGGGGGAGGAGAGAGGACCGCGGCUUCUCCUACCGGUCGUCCGUCUCCUUCUCCUGCCAGCCCCCUCUGGUGCUGGUGGGCUCACCACGGAGGUUCUGCCAGUCAGAUGGGACGUGGAGCGGCACCCAGCCCAGCUGCAUAGACCCGACACUGACCACUUGUGCAGACCCCGGCAUGCCGCAGUUUGGGAUACAGAACAGUUCCCAGGGCUACCAGGUGGGAAGCACAGUGCUCUUCCGCUGUCAGAAAGGUUACCUGCUCCAGGGCUCCACCACCAGGACCUGCCUCCCCAACCUGACCUGGAGCGGAAGCCCGCCCGACUGUGUCCCCCACCACUGCAAGCAGCCAGAGACGCCAACCCACGCCAACGUCGGGGCCCUGGACUUGCCCUCCAUGGGCUACACACUCAUCUACACCUGCCAGGAGGGCUUCUCCCUCAAGGGUGGCUCCGAGCACCGCACCUGCAAAGCAGAUGGCAGCUGGACAGGCAAACCACCCAUCUGCCUGGCAGAGGUCCGGCCCAGCGGGAGACCCAUCAACCCUGCCCGGGAGCCGCCGCUCACCCAGGCCUCAGUUCCUGGGGAUGUUUUUGCCAAGAAUUCCCUCUGGAAAGGGGCCUAUGAGUACCAGGGGAAGAAGCAGCCAGCCAUGCUCAGGGUGACUGGCUUCCAGGUUGUCAGCAGCAAGGUCAAUGCCACCAUGAUUGACCACAGCGGCGUGGAGUUGCACUUGGCCGGAAUUUACAAGAAAGAAGAUUUCCAUCUCCGACUCCAGGUUUACCAGAUCACAGGGCCUGUGGAGAUCUUUGUGAAUAAGUUCAAAGAUGAUCACUGGGCUCUAGAUGGGCACGUCUCCUCAGAGUCCUCCGGAGGCACCUUCAUCUACCAAGGCUCCGUCAAGGGCCACGGCUUUGGGCAGUUCGGCUUUCAAAGACUUGACCUCAGGCUGCUGGAGUCAGACCCGGAGUCUAUGGGCCGCCACUUUGCCUCCAACAGCAGCUCGGUGGCCGCCGCAAUCCUGGUGCCUUUCAUCGCCCUCAUCAUUGCAGGCUUCGUGCUCUAUCUCUACAAGCACAGGAGAAGACCCAAGGCUCCGUUCAAUGGCUAUGCUGGCCACGAGAACACAAGUGUCCGGGCCACCUUUGAGAACCCAAUGUACGACCGCAACAUCCAGCCCACAGACAUCGUGGCCACCGAGGCGGAGUUCACAGUCAGCACAGUGUGCACAGCGGUAUAGCCCCAGGCCUGCUGCCGCCCCCACUGCCCCCGAGAGCCCCGCCUCCAGCCGCCGUUCUCCAGGGCACAGAAGUAGCUCCCUGAGCCCAGUGCCCAGUGCCCAUCUUCGUCCGUCCCUCCGCCGUGUCUGCUGCUGCUGGACCUGGGCCCUCGCCCCGCCGCCCUCUGCUCCCGCGCCCUGGAGAGGAGCCCGCUGUGCCCUGGUGGGGGCAGUACAGGGAGAGGGACUGUGAGAGGAAGGAAGCCUGCGGCCUGCCAUAGCAGAGCAGACACACCUCCUACAUUUGCGUCUGUGGAGACCACAGAAGCUCAGAAAUCAGAAACGGGUGUGAGGGGUGCCCCAUGCUCCCCACAAGCCCAGAGAAGAGGGGGAGAGGAGGAGGCACCACCAAGCAUUGAAACCAACCUGCGCUGCCCAGCUCUGACCGGGCGGUCAGAACCCAGUGACUGUGUCAGCGGAUGCAUCCGCGGUGCUCAGUCCCCAGAGCGGACACCAGCCCUGGACAAAUGAGCGGUCCAGCCGCAGGGUGACAGCAGGGGUUACCCCAAGGGCAGAAAAACACCUUAAGAAACAGCUUGGAAAUCAGCUUAUUUUUUCCAACCUCAGUUUAUUGCAUUCUAAUCCCAGUGAGUUAAACAGUCGUCUGGGUUCCGGGCAGCGCUGGAAAGAAGGGUGAGGAAUCUGGCCACAAGCCCAAGGCCAAGUCUGGCUGUCAGUGGACAAAGAAGAGAAACAAGUGUGUGGCCCAGACGGAUGCCACGUCUGCAGGCAUCUGGAGGUGCUGGAAGGGACAGGAGAGCAAGCCUGCCCCAGUGGCCGAAAAGUCACACUGCAGUGUAAUAAGUGCCUGACGCCUCAGGAGUCUCGGUUCUAGGCCUUCCACCACCUACAAUGUAAGAAUUAUGAUCCCCAUUUUAUAGAUGGGAAAACAGGAGCCCAGAAUGGUGAAGAGAUGGAAGCCACGUGAAGUGUGGAGUCAGGAUGAAACCCAGAUGGUUCUAACUCCAAAGUCCACUAUACGGCGGCCAGAAACCCAGGUCCUGGAAGGACACAGACAGGGAGCAGUAGGUGAAUGCCUGCAGCAGGACUGGCCAGAGCGGAGGGGCCAGGCAGGGGGCCUGCGUGUCCUCUCUGGGUUCCGUUCUCCCCACCUGGGCAGCAACGAGACAAGGACCCAGCCCCUGCCUCCGGGAGCUGGUGGCCCAGGGCCCUGCGCACCUUGCCACAGCAGACGGAGGGAGGAGCUGGGUGCCCGUGGGUCCAGAGGAUGGAGUGGAUGACAGACACCCUGCAGCCCUUGCAGGGGAGUUUGAUUUAUUUUGAGUUUCUUUAUGCUCUGGUCAUUAAUGAGUUCUAUAGAAGUAUUGUUGGGAAUCUAACGAAUUUAGGAAUCAAACUGUGACAUUUAGAGCCACUGUCUCUGUCCUUGGGAAGGUCCCCAUGGGCUUACACGCGUGUGCAUAUGUGACCUGCUGGCCUCAGAAGUCUGUAUCACAUUUUGAAAUGACAAAUAGAAACAUACAAACGUGUUUGGUCCUUAAGCAAAUUCUGGGUUGAAACAGUGAAAAGAUCUGACUCACGUAAAGAUUGGCUAAAGUGGGAAGUGAAUUUCCGGCAGAUGCCACUGGGACUGGCCACAGCAGGGGCCAGCACGGCCCACACAGCAUCCCUGGGCUUGGUGGGAGAGGACACACCCCACGCUCGUCUCUUUCCCUGGAAACAAAUGCAGGAAGCUCUCUGGCUGCUCCCUUCCCCUUCUUACCCUCCUCUCAGACAACCGGUGGGCUCCUCCUCCAGCCCCGCCUCUGCCCCCCUCCUGUGUCCCCUUGUGAAGUCCUAGGAGGUGCCCCUGGAGCCCAGGCUGGUGAGGUACCCAGCACCCUGCUGUGCACUGCCCUUCCCACCUCUGGCAUUUUCUCUCCACCUCCAGAGGCUUGGAAGGGACCAGGGCAGACAGGACCCUUCACCCACCAUCCACAUCACACACCCAUCACCAUCCCAUGUGGGGGGGAAAAAAGUAAAACAAAAACAAACAAAAAAAUCUUUUGUACAGAGAUAUAUUUUUAUUAUACAAAGUUUGUACAGUACCAAAAAAGAAAGAAAGAAAGGUGUAAAUUUUUUUUCAUUAUUGUAGGUAAACGGUAGUGGAAGCCUUUUUUGUAAAUGUAAUAAAAUGUAUAAAUAUGGUUUUCAGAAAACAUCAAGUGCU
Messenger RNA from Myotis daubentonii (Daubenton's bat), 12768 nucleotides. RefSeq names its product CUB and Sushi multiple domains 2 (gene CSMD2). The coding region runs from base 99 to 10559 and encodes 3486 amino acids. The transcript is spliced from 69 exons. The record is from RefSeq and is a predicted model, not a curated record. Lineage: Eukaryota; Metazoa; Chordata; Mammalia; Chiroptera; Vespertilionidae.